CCCUCAGGUCGAGCCUAGGCGGCCCCGGCAGGGCGGGCAUGGAGGAGAAUGCGGUGGAGAGCAGCAGCGACGCGGCCCCGCAGGCGGCGCGGGAGGAGCCCUCCGAGAGCGGCCUGGGCGUCGGGACCUCGGAGGCCGUGUCGGCGGACAGCAGCGACGCCGCCUCGGCCCCCGGCCCCCUCUCCCGAGCGGAUGACUCCGGCGUGGGCCAGAGCUCCGACAGCAGCGGGGUCUCCUUGGAAGAGGUGUCGGAGAGCAGCUCCAGCACAGAUGCCGUUCCCCGGAUUUACCUGCCAGAUUCAUCCUCCAUUGCCCAGUCCACCUUGGUCUCCAGUGUCUCCACUGUGAGCCAGUCCAUCAUGGUGUCAGAGUCCCCACAAGUCCUGGUCCACUCCAGCGUCAUCACCGACGGAGCCACGAUCGUGUCAGACUCCACCGCGUCCACUUCCUCGGACCUGGGUUCUGCCAUCGACAAAAUCAUCGAGUCCACGAUUGGGCCUGACAUCAUCCAGAGCUGCAUCGCCGUGACCAGCGCGGAGGAUGGCGGGGCAGAGACUACGCAGUACCUCAUUCUGCAGGGGCCCGAUGACGGUGCCCCCAUGGUGUCCCAGAUGGCCACUUCUGCUCUGGCCAAUAGCUUGGCGAUAGAAGCUGUUGCUGAUGGACCUACCUCCACAUGCCUUGACCAGCCUGGCCCUUCGGACCCUUCCGAGCAGUUGGAAGUGCUGGAGCUGCCCGCACGGCCAGAUCAGGCCCGAGAGGCGGAUGGCGGGGAGGAGCUGGACCAGCCGGACAUGGAGACCCUGGAAGAGAUGAUGGAGGUGGUGGUGGUGCAGCAGUUCAAGUGCAAGAUGUGUCAGUACAAGAGUGUGUCCAAGAAAACGUUAAUUAACCACAUGAAAGAGCGGCACUUCCAGCCAGUGGGUUCAGCUCUGGCUUUGAAGAAAGGACGUCCACGAAAGGGGGGAUCUGCUCCAAAGACUGCGGAGGAGGAGGUCCCAGAAGAAGAAGAAGAUGAUGAUAUCAUGGAUGCUGGUGCUAUUGAUGACCCUGAAGAGGACAGUGAUUAUAACCCAGCUGAGGAUGAGCCCCGUGGGCGACAGCCCAAGUACAGCCGCACUGUCCCCACAUCCAGCGAGGAGAGGCCACGUCGACGCCCGGGGAGACCCCGCAAGUUUCCUCGUCUGGAGGACAUGCCCCAGGACGUGCCUGAAGGAGGGGAGGUGGAGCCCUUGGUGACAUCCCAAAGCACACGGAGCCGUGAGCUGCAGAACUCAGAAGCAGCCAGUUCCUCUGGCCUGGAGAACGGGACCAGUGAGAGCCUGGCGGAGCCCAGCAUCAGCCAGUCCGACUCCGAGAACAAGGACCCUUCCUCCAACACCGGCCCCGAGGAGGCAGACGUCAUCCCCAGGAGGCGAGGGCGGCCCUCCCGCCGCUUCCUGGGCAAGAAAUACCGCAAGUACAUGGGGCGCAGGUACUACUACAAGUCACCCAAGCCCCUGAUGAGGCCCUACCUGUGUCGGAUCUGCGGCUCACGUUUCCUCACGCACGAUGAUCUGCGUUUCCACGUCAACUCGCACGAGGCCAACGACCCGCAGCUCUUCAAGUGUCUUCAGUGCAGCUACCGCUCCCGGCGCUGGUCCUCCCUCAAGGAACACAUGUUCAACCACGUGGGCAGCAAGCCCUACAAGUGCGAGGAGUGCAAUUACACCAGCGUGUACAAGAAGGACGUUAUCCGGCACUCCACGGUGCACAGCCGGGACAGGAAAAAGAGAGCUGAUCCGCCCCCAAAGCUGAACUCCUUCCCGUGCCCCGUAUGCAACCGUAUCUACCCCAUGCAGAAGAGGCUUACCCAGCACAUGAAGACGCACAGCACGGAGAAGCCACACAUGUGUGACAAGUGCGGGAAGUCCUUUAAGAAGCGCUACACGUUCAAGAUGCACCUGCUGACGCACAUCCAGGCCAUUGCCAACCGCAGGUUCAAGUGUGAGUUCUGUGACUACGUCUGCGAGGACAAGAAGGUCCUGCUGAACCACCAGCUGUCGCACAUGAACGACAAGCCCUACAAGUGCAGCUUCUGCAAGUACUCCACCUUCCGGGAGGACUUCCUGGUCUCGCACAUGGCUGUCAAGCACACAGGAGGGAAGCCGUUUGCUUGCGAGUUCUGUCACUUCACCACCAAGCACAAGAAGAACCUGCGCCUCCAUGUGCACUGCCGCCACGCCGACUCCUUCGAGGAGUGGGCACAGAGGCACCCCGAGGAGCCGCCCUGCCGCCGCCGCCCCUUCUUCACCCUGCAGCAGAUCGAGGAGCUGAAGCAGCAGCACAGCCAGGUGCAGGCCCCGGCUGAGCCAGAGGCCGGUCCGCCGGCGCCUGUUGGCCCCGUCACUUACCACGCGGUCCAGGCUGUCCCGGGAGCAGAGCCCCCCAUCCUCUCGCAGGAUUCCCUGGGAGGGGCCACCAUCAUUUACGAACAAGAUGUGGCUGGAUCAGCAGAACUGGCCACGCAGACUGCCCUGGAUCUCCUGCUGAACAUGAGCGCUCAGCGAGAGCUGGCCACGGGCUCGCUGCAGGUGGCAGUGGUGAACCCGGGUGAUUCAGGAGAGGCGCAGCCCCCCUGCGAGCCGCAGGCACAGGAGGAGGGGGCAGAGAUGGACUCUGAGGAGCAGCAGCAGCAGAAGUUGGUGACGCUGCACAUGGCGGAGCCUGGGGAGACGUUGGUGCGGGAGGCUUACGAGGAGGCGACCCUGGGUGGCUCGGAGCUGCAGCAGAUCACUAUCCCCUUUGGUGGGACGACAGAGUACAGCAUCAUCACACCCAUCAGUGAGGAGAUUCAGGCUCCAGGCACACUGUACAGCAGUGAGGAGGAGAGCCCUGCGGAGACCUCCCACGCGGUUGUGGUGAGCAAAGCUGUGAUGACAGAGGAGGCUCUGAAGGACCAUAACAAUCACUAUAUCAUGUCGUCCGGCGUUCCGGGGAGCCAAUUCCAUCACAUUGAGCCCCUCAGCGGGGACGCUGCCUUUUCCUUGCCUGCGGAGGGCCAGGAGGCACAGCCCGCCGGCGUCAAGUGGCCCCUGGUGCAGUGUGUCACCAGGCAGCUCCAGAAGGACUCGUCUUUAUCCCCAGCCUCCGAGGGGCAGGAAGUCUCAUCCCCAAAGGUCAAGUGGCCUGCGCUCCAAGGCAUGGCCAAGAAGCUCUCGUGCAAGGUUUCCACACCCAAGAAGCUCUCGUGCAAGAUUUCCACAGCCAAAAAGUUUUCAUGCAAGAUUUGCACAGCCAUGUUCACAGGGAGAGCAGAAAUGGAGAGUCACAAGAGAGCCCACAUUGGGCCCAGCACCUUCAAGUGUCCCGACUGUCCGUUCACUGCAGCCCUCUGGCCGGAGGUUCGGAGCCACAUGGUCCAGCACGCCAGCCUUCGGCCACACAAGUGCACCCACUGCAGCUUCGCCUCCAAGAACAAGAAGGACCUGCGCAGGCACAUGCUGACGCACACCAACGAGAAGCCCUUUGCCUGCCAGAUCUGUGGGCAGAGGUUCAACCGUAAUGGGCACCUCAAGUUCCACAUGCAGCGUUUGCACAGCUCGGAGGGGAAGAGGCCGGGGGCGCCUGCAGCUGCUGCCCAGCAGACCAUCAUACUGAACAGCGACGAGGACACGCUGGCCACCCUGCAGACGGCUCUGCAGUCCGGCCAGGCAGUGCUGGCUCCCGAGCGGCUGCAGCAGGCUCUGGGGCAGGAACACAUCAUCGUCGCGCAGGAGCAGAGCGUCACGAGCCAGGAGGAGGCUACGUACAUCCAGGAGAUCACAACUGCCGACGGGCAGACGGUACAGCACUUAGUGACCUCUGACAACCAGGUUCAGUACAUCAUUGCCCAGGAUGGUGUACAGCACUUGCUUCCCCAUGAGUAUGUUGUUGUCCCGGAGGGACAUCACAUCCAGGUACAGGAUGGUCAGAUCACCCACAUCCAGUAUGAGCAGGGCAGCCAGUUCCUCCAGGAGCCGCAGGCUCUCCUGUUCUCUCCCUGCAGAUCCAGUACAUGCCUGUCUCGCCUGAGCAGCAGCUUGUCACCCAGGCGCAGCUGGAAGCAGCUGCACACUCGGCAGUCUCAGCAGUGGCUGAUGCCGCCAUGGCCCAGGCGCAGGGCGUGUUCACCGCCGAGGCAACGGCCGAGCAGAUCCAGCAGCUGCAGCAGGGGAUCCACUACGACGUCAUCACGCUGGCGGACUAGCACCGGGGCCGGGGCCGGCUGGCGCUGGGACGCCCGUGCUGAGCAGGACGGCUGCGCCAGGCAGGAGCCUCCUCAGCCAGCAGUUGCCUUAUUGCUUCGGGGCUACGAGGGACGUGCCUGAGCGCGCCGCGGCAGGGGCAUGCUGCCGCUCGGCCGCGUGCCGCGAGGGUCCUGCGCAUCCUCCCCGGCUUGGGCAGCUGUCUCCAGCAGAGACUGCUCCGCAGCCGAGGCGCCGAGGCAGGCUGCGCAGCGGCAGCGCUCUCGUGCGGACGGUCUCUUUGCCUGUUGCACUUGAUGGUCUGAAAUCCCUUUUCCUGAAUCAUGUCUGUGUUGGGCCAAACUCGGAUCGCGUCUGCGUGGCACGCGAGGACCCUGGGAGAGAGCUGUGGGGCCGAGCGCAGCCGCGCGGCACGGCGUGAGAGGUGUGUGUGCUGCCACAGCCGCGCGCUCCCCACUCUCUUGCUGUGGGGCGUGCAGUCCUGGCGUGAGGGCAGCCGUCCCUCCCUUGGCUUCUCCGGCCUGCAGGCAGGCAGCAGUAGGGCUUUGGACUGGAGGAACCCAGAGUAGGAAGAAGCAUAGGUGGAAGAUGUUCUAUUUUUCUUCUGAAGAGGGUUGGACUCUGGAGUUGGUUCGUAGGUGGUUGCGGGAGGGGUUCGAUUCUGACAUUCUCAAGCUUUGACUAUGCUUAUGAAUAAAAAGGGAUUGAAACCUG
Gymnogyps californianus (California condor) is the source of this 4940-nucleotide messenger RNA. RefSeq names its product zinc finger protein 335 (gene ZNF335). Gene Ontology annotation, molecular function: RNA polymerase II cis-regulatory region sequence-specific DNA binding. The transcript has 27 exons. The record is from RefSeq and is a predicted model, not a curated record. NCBI's taxonomy places the organism in Eukaryota, Metazoa, Chordata, Aves, Accipitriformes, Cathartidae. Gene Ontology annotation, cellular component: nucleus. Gene Ontology annotation, biological process: positive regulation of neurogenesis; regulation of gene expression; brain development. The coding region runs from base 39 to 4349 and encodes 1436 amino acids.